Molecule: messenger RNA, 481 nt
Organism: Meriones unguiculatus (Mongolian gerbil)
Lineage: Eukaryota; Metazoa; Chordata; Mammalia; Rodentia; Muridae
Gene: Sec61g
Product: SEC61 translocon subunit gamma
Exons: 4
Coding region: 117-323 (68 amino acids)
Biological process (GO): protein targeting; post-translational protein targeting to membrane, translocation
Cellular component (GO): membrane; Ssh1 translocon complex
Molecular function (GO): transmembrane protein transporter activity
Source: RefSeq, a predicted model, not a curated record
AGAGCCAAUUGAAAGGAGGAAGGGGCGGGCUGCGGACAGCCGGCUUCCGGUUCCCUUGGGCUCAAGCCUCUCCUAAGCUACGUGUCUCUUCUCUCUCAAGCCGCAGUCCGUCAAUCAUGGAUCAGGUAAUGCAGUUUGUUGAGCCGAGUCGGCAGUUUGUAAAGGACUCAAUUCGGCUGGUUAAAAGAUGCACCAAACCUGACAGAAAAGAAUUCCAGAAAAUUGCCAUGGCCACAGCAAUAGGAUUUGCUAUCAUGGGAUUCAUUGGCUUCUUCGUGAAACUGAUCCAUAUCCCUAUUAAUAACAUUAUUGUGGGUGGCUGAGUUCUUUCUCAUCGUGGGAACUAGUAAACCAAUGAGAGUGUGACGAGCUCAUGAAGUAAAAAGCUGCCUGUGCUUUGUGUUUUCUUUCCUUUCCUCUUCCCCAUGAGGUUUUCUAUCUCUAAAUUAAAAUAAUUUCAAAAUAAACAUUUUCCAUAAGA